Messenger RNA from Carcharodon carcharias (great white shark), 2709 nucleotides. It is a transcript of the gene aplnra, whose product is annotated as apelin receptor a. Bases 273 to 1373 code for a protein of 366 amino acids. Lineage: Eukaryota; Metazoa; Chordata; Chondrichthyes; Lamniformes; Lamnidae. The transcript has 2 exons. Gene Ontology annotation, cellular component: membrane. Gene Ontology annotation, biological process: G protein-coupled receptor signaling pathway; immune response. The record is from RefSeq and is a predicted model, not a curated record. Gene Ontology annotation, molecular function: G protein-coupled receptor activity.
AGCAUUCUGAUUUCUGACAUUAUUUCAGGAGAAAUGAAAUGCCCCGAGAAUCGGGGAUGGGCGGGGACUUGUUUGUAAACUAUCCGUGAGCCUGUCUCUUUAAGGGUUGAUGUUGGUGAGUGGUUGUGUAAUUGGAUCUGACCCUUUAAGAGCUGCUGAUUGGUGUUGGGAUGGGGGCUACUAUCCACGGGGGCGGACCCUAGGGUAUAUCAGCUCUAACGGCAACCUCAAACCCGCAGUAACAACUUUUAAACUUUGCCAAGCUGCUCUCAAUGGGUGCCCUUAUGAUUCAGUUAGAGGAAAACGGCAGCAACCCGAUGAACAGUUCCGAUUACAAUGAUGAGCUGCCGUGCGAUUACACCGACUGGGAACACUCGUCCUCUGUGGUUCCCGUCCUCUACAUGCUGGUCUUCGUCUUCGGACUGUCUGGGAAUGGAGUGGUUAUCUGCACAGUGUGGAGGUCCCGCACCAAGAGGAGAUCUGCAGAUAUUUACAUCGGGAACCUAGCCUUGGCUGACCUGGCUUUUGUGGUCACCUUACCUCUCUGGGCUGUGUACGCGGCCCUGGACUAUCACUGGCCCUUUGGCUGGUUUCUCUGCAAGGUCAGCAGUUACCUGGUGAUGAUCAACAUGUAUGCCAGCGUCUUCUGCCUGACUUGCCUCAGCUUUGACCGUUACCUGGCCAUUGUGCACUCUCUGUCCAGUAAUAAACUGCGCUCCAGGAGGACCACACUCCUCUCAUUGGCCCUCAUUUGGUUCCUGGCCGGGUUCUUGGCUCUUCCAGCGUUACUUCUGCGCCGGACACAGGGAAGCGAGAACCAGACCACCUGUGCCAUGGACUAUACCUGGGUGGCGAGUGAAAGCACCGAGCAUUUCUGGCUCGGGGGUAUCAGCCUGUUCGCCAGCACUAUGGGCUUUCUUCUACCUUUCCUCCUGAUGUCCACCUUCUACUGUGCCAUUGGCAACACGGUCACAAGGCACUUCCAGAAUGUCAAGAAGGAAGAGCAGAAGAAAAAGCGCCUCCUGAAGAUCAUCAGCGCUCUGGUCCUCGUCUUCGCCAUCUGCUGGCUCCCUUUCCACAUCAUCAAGACCAUUGAUGCCUUCAUCUGGCUAGAUCUCAUCGAUAUCCCCUCCUGUUCCUUCGAUGAAUUCAUUCACUUGGCCCAUCCUUACGCUACCUGUGUCGCCUACAUCAACAGCUGCCUCAACCCGUUCCUCUACGCCUUUUUUGACCAGCGUUUCCGAUCGCAGUGUCUUUGUGUGCUGCGCUGUUCCAGGUUAAAGAAAGCCCUCCACGCCCCGAUCACAUCCAUCUCGUCCAGCAUGAGCAACCCCACCAAAACUGAGGCGCCGUCCUCUGCCACUAAAGUCUAAGAUGCCAGGGGGAGACAGACUCCAGAUAACCCCAAGUACUCUCCGCUUCUUCUUGUCUGUGUUAAUGAGGCCAAUCCCCAAUCCCACCCGGGACAGGCUUAACUCGGACCAACUUCCCGGUACACCAAUUAAGAAUGCUGAAUCUGACCAGGAGAGUUCCAUGAGUACUUGACAGCUCUAGUGCAUCACCCAUUCUUCAAGUGACCUGGUAUAAUCUGAAAUAAAAACAGAAAUGCAAGACUCUUAGAUUAAGAAAGAGAUUGGUUAAUAUUUUGGGGAGCAACUUCAUCAGAGCUAGGGAAAACAGACAAGUCCCUUAGAGGGGUGACGGAAAGGACAGUGAUCAGAUAUGUUCACUUAUAUUACAGAGGCUGGUUAGUUUACAAUUUAUUCACACGCUCAUUACUGAACUCAUAAAAUUCAAACAAUGUUUAAAGGGUCUUAGUGGAACAGGCUCACAAUACAAAUGAUCCUUGUAACCAGUAGUUGUCCUAAGCUAACCUGCCCAUAUUUCUCGUGCAUUGCAAGCUGGAAAGAGGCACCAGCACAAUUCUCAAACAAAAUAAAAGCAACAUUAACUUUUGCCAAUUUGCACAUUAAGUUCCCUGGAGUUAAGUAAAUGAGUGCCUCCUUGUGUGGAGAGAGUGGUCUCCAUCCUGGGCAAAUAGAAACUUUACCUGUGUACAUUUUUCAGUAACUUGGUUCCGAGACUUUUUAAUUACUGCAUUAGCUUUCUGUGCAUAUCAAACCACCAGUUAACCAAAAAUAAAUGCACUGUUAUUUCCAUUUUUUUAACAGUCAAUACACUGCUGUAUGUUUUGAUAAGAUCUAUAAGAGGGGCUUUCUUGGCCUCCCUCUUCCUUGUUUUGAUGAGAAGUUAACCUUUUUUUUGCAGAUGCUGUUGGAUCUUCUGUUUAUUGCUGAUAAGUUCUAUUGCUGAGUGCUGUAGGAAUUAACUGAAAUAUCUUUGGGUCAAUUAUGAGUGCACUAUAAGGAUUAUUGGAUUGGGUAGGGUUAAUGGCAAGUGUUGUGAUUGGAUGAAAGCUCGUGCAUUGAUUUGUGAUAAGCACCACUUAGACACUGGAGAUUGUUAAACAUUAUUUGCCUUAAUAUCUGAUAUGGCUGUACUACCUUGUAUAUUACUUUUUUUAUUUGUUUAAUUUGAAUUGUUUCAGAGCUACUGUAUCACUGUCGGACUGUGGAUCAGUUUGACAUCCUAUAUCAUUACUACAAUAUCAGUCUGUAUUACUAUUGUGCUAUUGUAUGUGAACUUGUGCCUUCCUGUGAAACCCUUUCUUUAAAAGUGUUCAUUUGGAGAGUAAAGCUUCAAACAUGG